This is a messenger RNA of Saccostrea cuccullata (small rock oyster), 1179 nucleotides long. RefSeq names its product neuronal acetylcholine receptor subunit alpha-6-like. The annotation marks the transcript as partial. The transcript has 2 exons. Gene Ontology annotation, molecular function: excitatory extracellular ligand-gated monoatomic ion channel activity; transmembrane signaling receptor activity; transmitter-gated monoatomic ion channel activity involved in regulation of postsynaptic membrane potential. Gene Ontology annotation, biological process: signal transduction; monoatomic ion transmembrane transport; nervous system process. Gene Ontology annotation, cellular component: synapse; neuron projection; plasma membrane. The record is from RefSeq and is a predicted model, not a curated record. Lineage: Eukaryota; Metazoa; Mollusca; Bivalvia; Ostreida; Ostreidae.
AUGUGGAUUUCGCUGCUUUACAUUUGCUUUUUUAUUCCAUCCGUGACUCCACAAACAAACCAAAAUGUACAGACUCUUAUAAGCGACCUUUUUGAUAAUUACACACCCAAAGUCCGCCCCACGGUCAUCCAAGAUCACCCAAUCCAGCUCGAUGUCAGUUUUUAUUUGAGUAGUGUCAAUGAAGUCAGUGAGGUCAAGGAGAAACUGGUUACCACGGGAUUCCUGGUGUUGAUAUGGAUCGAUGAGCUGUUAAGAUGGACUCCCUCUGACUAUAACAACACCGACACCAUCUUUAUCCCACAGAAUGAAAUAUGGAAGCCUGAUCUUGUACUGAAAAACGGGUUUAAGAAGUUCGAGGAGCUGGGAGGAAGCUUUUACUACCUGUCAAUCAAUUAUGAAGGACGAGUGUUUUGGUUGCCGUUCAACGUUUUUGAAAGUCGCUGUUCCAUGGACAUAACCAAUUUCCCAUUCGACACACAGAAAUGUGAUAUUAAAUUUAUCACAUGGAGUCAUUUUGCAGAUCAGAUAGAAAUUACUAAAUCAACGAAUGGAAUCCAAUUUUACGAUUUUGAGGCCAAUGGAGUUUGGGAUAUAAUCGACACGACAUCGGACAUCAAGAAAGAGGCCCGGGAAUCUGAAGUCACAUUCACCAUCAAACUACGUCGAAAGUCCCUGUAUUACAUAUUAAAUAUAAUUCUACCCAUUGUUUUCUUGGGAUAUUUGAAUAUGCUAGUUUUUGUGAUCCCGGUAGACGCAGGGGAAAAAAUGUCAUUUUGUGUGACCGUAUUUUUGGCCUUUGCUGUUUUUCUGACCAUUAUUUCCACGCUGUUGCCAACUACCUCCGAUCACACUCCGAUUAUUGCGAUGUACCUGAUCGUUCAGUUGAUAUACGGAGUUAUAGCCCUUGUUAUUUCAGCAUUUCAGCUCCGCAUACAUCAUAGAGACGAUGAAAAUGAGAUACCAUCGCAUUGGGUAAAGCUCGUCUUUCUUCAAAGAAAAUUGAGAUGUAAGAAAACAAAUACAAUUGAAAUCAGGGUUUUGGAUUCAAAUUUGAACGAUAAAGAGGAGUUAAACACCAAGCAGCAUUACAAUAGUGACCAGGAAGUGACGUGUGAAUGGAAACACGUGGUUUCUACAAUAGAUUUUUUCGCUUUCUGGUGUUUUUUAAUCUCCAAUAUU